AGAGAAAAGAAAACCCUCCUCUCUCCCACCGAAUCGAUCAACCAACCCAUGUCGUCCACAACAAAAGACCUCGAAACUCAAAUCCUCUCCUCUUUCCUCCUGUCUAGGGCUUCGCUCCAGGACAUAAUCUCCCUUCGACAGUUCACCGAGUUGUUCCCCAAAGACCAGCGUUCGAAUCCCCAGGUCAAGCUUCUCUAUAGAGAACUCCAGCUUCUCCGGAACAAAACGUGUGAGCGCGUUAAGAAGAACAUUAAGCAUGAGGCUGCGCUGGGAGUCAAGCAGCGUAGCGAGCUGGAGAAGGAACGGAGGGCGUUGAAACGCGUGGACGAUGAGACUAUGACUGCUAUUGAGUUAUUCGGUGCUGCACCAAUGGAACCGAAACUCCCGUUGAAGGAAUUGCUGAGCCAGAUGAAUUCUGCCGUGGAGGAUUUGGAUGCUGAGUUUAAUACUCUUGAUGGUGAGUGUGAUAAGAUGCUCGAGGAGCUCAGGUCCACUAUUGGGGAUCUCAGUGACCUUCGCUACGGGAAGUUUGCAGCCUCCGACACAGAUACGAGGAUUGUUCACGAUUUAGAGAGCUUGUAUGAUACUUGCGAAAGAGUCUUGAAUUCUCCGUAG
This is a messenger RNA of Tuber melanosporum (Perigord truffle), 615 nucleotides long. RefSeq lists its product as uncharacterized. Gene Ontology annotation, cellular component: kinetochore; Mis6-Sim4 complex. The record is from RefSeq and is a predicted model, not a curated record. Gene Ontology annotation, biological process: chromosome segregation. The coding region runs from base 49 to 615 and encodes 188 amino acids. The transcript is spliced from 2 exons. Lineage: Eukaryota; Fungi; Ascomycota; Pezizomycetes; Pezizales; Tuberaceae.